Hydractinia symbiolongicarpus is the source of this 1903-nucleotide messenger RNA. RefSeq names its product threonylcarbamoyl-AMP synthase-like. Lineage: Eukaryota; Metazoa; Cnidaria; Hydrozoa; Anthoathecata; Hydractiniidae. The transcript has 5 exons. The record is from RefSeq and is a predicted model, not a curated record. Gene Ontology annotation, biological process: regulation of translational fidelity. Gene Ontology annotation, molecular function: double-stranded RNA binding; tRNA binding; nucleotidyltransferase activity. The coding region runs from base 416 to 1096 and encodes 226 amino acids. Gene Ontology annotation, cellular component: cytoplasm.
ACACGUUUUGUGAAUUUUUAGUCACCUCUUAUGUGCGAGGAUUUCACGCUUAAAAAGAUGUCUCUCCUCCUCUAAUUGGCGAAGACUGUUUGGACAGUGCGCGAGAAAGAAAAUGUACAUGAUGGGUUUGCAGUAGCAGUUUAUCGCUAUGACCUCGUAAAUGAAAAAGUGGUUGGACAUUUGCUACUUAAUUUCUCUAAGGUAGUUUGUAAGUUCUUACAACUCCCCAAUUCCACAGACCGCUGCAGUGUCAUUGAAAAAACAGAGGGGCAGGAUCAGAACUGAAAAUUUCUGUUACAUACAUGCUCCGAGGACUACAGAGAAAGAAAACAAGUGGGUGAAGAAGGCUGUAGGACCAUAACUCGAAAUAAACAAUGAUGUGAAAAAGAAGUGCUUACAAUUAAAGUUGGUUACCAUGAGCAUCCAAACUCUUCCCAAAGAUAAAGAAUCUUGCUCUAAUGAGUUCAAUGAAAUAAUUCGUAAAGCUCUACAUUCUCUCAACAUUGGUGCAGUUGUUGCUGUGCCAACAGAUACGAUAUAUGGAAUUGCAGCAUAUUCACAAUCUACAUCAGCUGUUGAUAAAUUGUAUGAAAUCAAGAAAAGGCACAGAGAAAAAGCAAUUGCGAUAUGUGUUGGUAACAUUGAAGAAGUUAAAAGAUGGGGGAAAGUAACCGUCUCUGAUGAAGUGCUUCACGACUUGCUACCUGGAGCUGUCACCCUCAUUUUCAAAAGAUCUGCUGAACUAAACCCUAACUUGAAUUCUGCAACAGAUUCUAUUGGCAUUCGUAUACCAAGAUGUGCGUUUAUUCAACAGUUAGCUCAGGCAUGUAAGCAACCGCUUGCUCUUACAAGUGCGAAUAUAUCAUCAGCAAUGAGUGCAUUGAAAAUCGAGGAAUUCAAAGAAAUAUGGCCUCAGCUUGAUCUCAUUGUCGAUGCAGGUACCAUAGGUAACACAGAGGAGUCUCGCCUUGGAUCAACAGUUGUCGAUCUUAGCUCUCCAGGAGAAUUUCUAAUAAUACGUAAAGGAUGCGCCUAUCAGCAUGUUAUGUAUGUUUUAGAAGAGAAACAUAAGCUAAGAAACAAACUGGAAUCGUGAACAGCCUUUGAUUUUGUGCACAAUUGAGGAGUGUAUGCGUACGGGCAGUUUAUUUGAGCGUUGUGGUAUGGGAUAGCUUAUAUAAAGAACCUAUUAAACGACAUUUUGAAUAUGGUCGAAUAUAAACAUUUUGUGUGGUCAAAUAUACAUAUUUUAUAUUUAAUUUAUUGUUCUGUAGUUUCAGCCUUUGGAACUUCAAAAUGGUUUGUGUGUAAUGUAAUUUUGUUAAGUUUUUUAAAAAUAAGCUUAGUAACAGCACUGAACGAACCAUCAAAAGUUUAUCAAGCAGACAAUAAAAGUUUCGUUAAAUGUGUACUCUAAGGUUUAACCUCAACGCCCAAUAAAUUUCGAAUGAAGUCAAAGGGAGAUAUCCUUUUUCCGAUGGGAUUUAUCGAAUUAAAAAUUUUCGGCUUGUGGUUGAUUUUAGAAUUUUGUGGAAAUAAUUUCGCGUUUUUAUAAGAGCUUUAAAUUUUGCAAAGAAUAUAUUGAAAAACUCGCGCAAUCGCGAGAAAGAUGGAUUUUAUUCUUCCUACUCUCUACUUUGAAAGAAGAAGUGAAGCGGUGUUAGUAACAGUAUCUCUUACAGGUUCAUAUAGUUUCAGAUGUUUUAGGAACACUCAGACGAUAGACAAGCAUGCGAUUACAAAUCUAUUUAUGACUUAAGGCUACCACGCUUUUACCAUGUUUUUACCAUAGUAUUAUAAUAUUGUAUAUGCUAGUAAGAUAUAAUAUGUUAAUGAAAUUUUAUACACACGCUAACUUCUAUUUGUAUACGUCAUUUUUUACGCAAAACAACACUAGUUUGAA